Orbicella faveolata is the source of this 2808-nucleotide messenger RNA. Its product is annotated as melanocyte-stimulating hormone receptor-like. The record is from RefSeq and is a predicted model, not a curated record. NCBI's taxonomy places the organism in Eukaryota, Metazoa, Cnidaria, Anthozoa, Scleractinia, Merulinidae.
AAAGGAAAGAAAUAUAUUUGGUAAUCGCUUGGGUACUAAAAAAUGCCCCUAUUGCUCCUCCACGUUGACAAAAAAAUGUAAAAAGUUACUUCGAUGAAAGGUCGGUGAAAAAACUAUGAUUACUUCCUAACAUGGCAGCUGAACACAUCGGAGAACAUUAGAAACAGAAUUUGUUUUACCGCAUGAAAUAGAAUUAUCAUGUACAAAAGUUGAAGACAGUCUUUCUUAAACCACUAUUUUCCCCUCAAUUUUGCUGUGGUCUGUUAGCCAGGAGUAGGUUGAUAUCAUAAGCAGUUCUAAAUUCUUUUUCAGUUAAAAAAGUCUCCGUUCUCAAACUUUAACUUAAGUCAAUUUUAAAUGAUUGCAAAUAAAAUAUUGAAUUGAACGAAGGUUUUUUCCUUCUCAUGAAACGUAUUUUCCUAUAACUGCGAUGACCUCUCAAGUCUUUGAGGUGGCUUACUACAGUCUUGAUGGAGUUUAAGGGCACAACUUUUAACUAUUUUAAAACAUGUUCCAAGUUGUUUUUCUUUUCUCUUUUUACUGUUUGCUUAAGUUAUUUACCGUUAUAUGUGACAUUUGAACAAUUUAAACCUAAAUAAAAAGGCCACAAUGAACGACCGAGUACCUAAGGAGAGACUGGGCACUAGUAGGUUUAAUAACGUUUUUCUCAAAAUCUACUUGUUUGACGCCACCUCAAAAUUUCAGGAAUUAGAGAUUCGUUGUAAUUAAACAUUGAUGAGAAGUAUAAUAAAAAUCUGUGAGACAGAUUUUUCGCAAACUAAGAAAAUGUGAUCUUUUGCCUGUUUCUAAAAUGUCUCACAGAUUUUUUUUUAACAUUUUGCCUUUUAAUGCGACUCACCUCUACAAAUCAACUGUGAAAAUUUCAUUAUAGGUCAUAUGAUAGGUUCUCGAGUAAUCUUGGAUAAAAGACUGGUUUUACGAUCUUGUAUGAAAAUUCUGCCGCGUAUGCCUUUUAUUUAAGCGUGCGCUCAUGUGACGCCACGUAUCGCGCGCGAAAAAGCAAGGUGAAUUAGAACUCUUUUACCGGUAUUUAUCUUUCUUUUUUGCCGUGGUUUAUCGGUCCUGGGCUUAAACACGUGUAUGAAAGCAGUUUGAAGUUAUCGCUAUGAAUACCAAAGUGGUUUAACGCGUUUCAAAUGCUAAAUUUGUUUUCGUUUCUUCUUAGGGUUACUUGCGUCAUUUCUGCACGCGCGAGUAAUACUGAACUCUGCCAUGCAAUUGUGACGCGCGUUACUGAGUCUCGGAUAAACUGUAGUAAGCCACCUUAACUGUCCCUUUUGUAAUGAGCUUUUGCUAUUGUUUUGUGGUGAUUACCUUCAAGUCAACUUUUGAACAAGCUGAUUUCUUGUCAUUUCCUGUCGUUUUCAUAUAUCGCUAUAGUGUUAUAGGCUCAAGACCAUGCAGCUGUGGUUUUCACAUCAUGUCAAGAGAAACAAAUGAGUACUUAAAUUUCUUUUGUGCAAGUGCCUUCUUUUUUUUUUUUUUCAUUAAAGAAGCGUCAAUCACCGAACCAAUACAAUUGUUUUUAAGAGAGCCUCGUCAAAACUAUUCAGUUACUUUUCGCUCAGCAUAGGAAAGGCUCAAACAACUCGCGAGGUCCUCACAAUGUCGACUUCUGAUUCAGAAUUGGAGAACAGCGAUUUCUUCCUUUUGUCCCACGCCAUUCUGGCUAUCUUGGUGUCCACACCGGCCGUCGUUACAAACGUCCUUUUACUGGUCACUGUCUUUCGAGAUCCGAGCCGAAAUCAGCCAUUAUGGGGGUUGCCCGUAACACUCUUGGUUGUAAACCUGGCCAUGUGCGACUUGCUCACAGGCGCUAUUCCUGGAUAUUUCAGUCUUUACUACGAUAUUGCCAUAAUAACAGGUCAACCAAAACAAGAACUGUUUGGCCUACAGACGGUAAUGAUUGUUGCUGCCGUUGUGACAAACAUCGUGUCAUCUUGCACAAUCGCGGCGAUGUCUUUGGACCGUUUGUUUGCAGUGUCUUCUCCGCAUCAGUACACGGCACGUGUGACCAAAGCCAAAGUUAAAGUUUUCAUCGCCGUUGUUUGGACUUAUUCUCUUCUUUUCUCAAGUCUUGGUCGGAUGGGAGUAUCAGUAACUGUGGUUGUUAUUCUGUAUUGCCAUAUUCACGUGUCGGUUCCCCUUGUCAUUCUGCCUGUGGUAUACUGGAAAACAUACCGCGCUCUUCGCUUGCACAACAAUCAAGUACGAAAUUUGGCUGAUGGGAGAGAGCAAAUCGACUUGGUUCACAGGAGAAGAGAACGCAAAAUGGUGUCCGCUUUUCUUUUGGUUCUUAUCUCGUUUUACCUAACUUUUGUGCCUCAGUACAUUGCACAAAACAUUUAUCUUCUGUCUCCGUCUUUGGCAGAGACACCCAGGUUCAGGUUUUUUCUUUAUGCAUCUAACAAAUUCGUCUUUUUGAAUUAUAUCGACGAAUGUCUGCUAAACACUGCGUGUUGUAACCAAGACUGUGCCAACACAGAAGGAGGUUACAACUGCACUUGUUACCAGGGAUACGCGGCCAUUAGUAACUGCACCUGUUUAGAUAUAAACGAGUGCCAGACAAAUAACGGAGGAUGUGAACAGGUCUGCACAAACAACCCUGGAAGUUAUGCAUGCUCCUGCAACUCGGGCUUUGUGAUGGACAGUAGUGAUUCCACGCGUUGUGUGGACAUAAACGAGUGUCUUACGUUCCUAACUCUCCUCUGGGAGAAUAGAGCCGUCAGGAGAAAUAAUAUCACCGGGCGCAUGCAGUGCACAUGCAGCUACCAGUUUCCGCCUUAG